UGGCGUAUGCUCUUCAAGUCAAUUGACACGGCAUGCGGAAAUAUCGAACGCACCGGUUGAAAACAAAAACAAUUAGUCGCUGUAAAGAUAGCAAUUAAUUCAUUUUGUAGCUGCCAGAGGAAAUUACCGAUAGGCAGGUUAUUUGGUUGUUUGAUCACACCGUAAAAUAUGGAUCCUAAAAAAGAAGGGUCAAGGUCAGUUUCUCCUCACAGAGGUCAUCAUCUUGUUGGUCCCAGACAUCCCGUAGCCAGCCAGCCUGGUCAAAUGCCUGGAUCCCUAAAUAUUCUCUCAACAAUUCUGAGAUCACCUCAUCCUAGUCUACCAGCAGGUCAUCCAAGAGUCAUGUCAGAAUCACUACCUAAAUCAGGCAGAGGUCAGUCACCAAUCAGAGUGAUUACAACGCUUCCAGCUUCAGCGACAUCUUCAGUAUCUCCCAGGGCUGGUCUGUCUCCGUCAAGAACACCAACAACACUGCCUCCAAAGAAAAGUUUAUCUCCUUCUAGACCAGUUUAUUCAGAGAGACAAACUCCAUCGCCAAAAAUUGUCAAAACUUCUGAUCUGGCCAGUUCACUGCAAAGUUCAUUACAAAGUUCACUGCAGGGUCAAGUUCAGGGUCGUCAAGGUCAAGGUCAGUUGUUGUCACACUUGCCUUAUCUAGCACAGAAAUUGCAAGGUGGUUUAUCUCAUGAAGGUCUGUUUCAGCAGUACAAAGUUCAGCAGGUUCAUGGAGCACCUAUACCAGGGGGUACUGCACCCGGAAGUCUGUUAAAAGAAGCGGGGCCACCAGUUGUUUCAGUUGGAAGACGAAGCCCAGGGCGACAAGCACAACCCCUACCAGCCCAUCAGAGAAUACCUUCACCAUCGCAUGUUUCAACAAUAAGAAGAACCCCAUCCCCAGCUCACAUGCCAGUGGGGUCAGACCCUACAGCGAAGGUUAUUGUUGCACACACUGGGGCAGCCAGACCACAAGCUGUGAACCUAGUAAAGACUUCAGCACACCAAACUGUCCCUGAAACAAGAAUGAUAGACACAGACUUCAAGUAUGGUGACUUGUUACAGAGUAUCAACAGAUCGCAUGAGAAUAUACAGUCCCAUUUAAUGCAAGGUGGGCUUUCACCCAUAACCCCGUCUGACCCUGUCAGCACCAGAUCGUGGUCCUCUCAGCCAGCACCCCAGCUGGUCCCAGUUCCAUCAGUAGCUCUGUCACUGGGUCAUGCACUCAGCAGUGGAGCAUUCAGCCAGACUCACGGUGUACAGCCAGCCAUUAGAAGUACCGGAACAGUUGGAGCUACCCAUAUGACCGUAUCUCCAGCAGUUGGGUUCACACCAGUAGUUAUACCUUCCCAGAGCUACAGGUCUAGGAGUCCGCACCGUUUGUCUAGUAUACCAGUACCCACUUCAAGUACUAUUAGCAGUAUUUCUGCUAGUGCCCAUCAGCCUGCAUUAAGUUAUAUUCAUACCCAUGGAACCCCUGCGCAGUCAGUGUCUAUGACAGAACCUGGCCCACCAAACAUUACCAUUUCAUCGUGCAGUACUAUCCCAACUCCAGACAGACCUCUUCAAAAACUUCCCAGAAACCCAUUUACAUUUCCUGCCACACCUCCAGUCACACUGACCAAUGAAAGGCCAACUAUAGGAAUUCCCAUCAUCCAAUCAAAAAUAAAAACAGAAGGAAAGCUGACAACCAGUGAAAAACAGCGACACUGUAGCGAUGAAAUGCCACAACUGUCUCCAGUGAAAAAAGUAGAAAUAAAGAAAGAAGAUGAAGAGGAUCUUGUCAGUAUUCCAAAUGCCUAUAACAUGAGGCUACAGACAUUGGCAAACUUUCCAAAUAACCCCACCUACAGACCUACAUACAGGGCAACUUCAGUCGCUAUACACAAAGCAAAGGUUGGAUGUAUAACAAACUCGGCUAAAUCGCUGGACAUUUUACGCCAAAAUUUACAGAAAUGUAUAAACAAAGAGAUUGAUGCUGUCAUACAGUCAUACAUGGAUAAAUUCUUCAAGUUAGGUAUUGAAAACAUCAGGCUGAACAAUGGAGAAACUGCAGUAACAGAUGAUCAUAUACAGGCUGUGUGUAGACAGAUCCUUGAAGAGGCCAAGAAGAUGUAUAUCAGUGAGAGUGGACGUCAGAGUGUAUCACCAGCCAGGGAACUGUCAGACAAUGUUUCUGAGGCUGGAAGUAGCGGAAGAAGAUCAGCACUAGGUAGAAGAAGACACCCAUCAGAUACAGACUCUGAAGCCAGUCUUAGACCAGCAGGAAAUGCAAACAAAAAGAAAAAAGGAAGAUACAUUGUUAACCUUACAGGAAGAUCUACACCUUCCAAGUUGGCUCUUCUGCAAUCCAAGCGAGAAGGCCCUAAGUUUGAACCAGAGAGACUUACAGAAGAAACUUUAUUUGUGAUGGGAUCAAAAGCAAACAAGGCUAUGGGUUUUGGAGCAACAAGAGGAAGGCUGUACAUGAAACACCCAGAAUUGUUCAAGUAUGGUGGUGACCAAGAUGACAAGACGUGGCUAUAUGAACAUCAGCACAUGCCAGCAACUGGCGGCAAAUCUUACCUCAUUGUUCUUGAUGAUGUUCGAGAGCUCGCUUUAAAUGAUGAGUAUAGAGAUGCCACAGGUAUAACAGUAGAGUCGUUGUCGGGAUUUACUGUACCUAUGUGGAUGAUUGAGAAAAUGCGUAUACAGAUGGUUGCCAUGAGAACAGAUCUACCUAAACAGGCUAAAUAUAGAAGUCGGUCAACCACACCAAAUGAAGCCAACUUUGUCCCCGGAGAGGUGAAUGAUGAAGAGAGUCCCCCAAAGGAGAUGAAGGAUCUUCCAUUCUCAAGCUUCAGUAGUCCGAAACAAAACUCUAAUCUCAUUGAGGCAUCGGCAACCGACGAAGAUCUUGAAUUUCUCAGUAACACAGGAAACAGUAACACGCCCUCACAGAUGUCGCCUUUCAAUAUGACAGGAGGUUUUGAUGAUACUGCUUCACAAUCUGAUCUUGAUACUUUAGAUGAUGAUACUGCAUUUUCUCUCGUCAAAUGAGAGAUAUGACAAGCUUUUUAGUGAUACAAUCUGCCCAUUUAGCUCAGUGGGGGAGAUUACAGAUCUACCUAUCAUAGAGCCAUGAGUUCAGUCCCAGGGCUAGGUGUAUGUUUUCUACGACAAUUGAUACAAUACAUUACGUCUGAAGUUAUUCAGCCACCACCUCUUGAUUCAUGCUGGGAAGUUGGCAUUUACUUGUGCAGAACAGUUUAGCAGUACAGAAUCCAGAAAAACUGGUUUGGUGUAAUGCCCGUUGUUACAUAUAAUCUGAAUUUAUUUUUGAAAAAAACGGCACUAGACCCAAAGCAAAGAAACAUUAUUUUUGCUACACUGUACUCUCUGGUUUAUGCUAUCACCUAUGGUUCUGUGAUGAUCUAAAGGUACAGGUAGUUUGAUAAAAACAAAAUAUAUAUAUAAUGGAAAUCUCGGUCAACAACAAAGUGAUAAAUUUUGUGUUUUGUUUUUUUUUUCACUCUCAAAUGUUCACUCUUUUUUUGUUUAUUAUUUUUGUUUGUCUAUUUUUGAACAUUUUUGUAAGUUGCUUAUAAUUCUAGACUGAUAAAAACCAUGUGACUUGAUAAUAUCUUAUUUAUUAUAGGAAAGCAGAUACAGUCGAGACUGCCUUAACGACCCCUGAAUUUAGCGACUCCCUGUCAUAUGCGACCCUAUUUUAUGCUCCGGACGCAAUUUACUAUUAAAAGAGUCUGAAUUAAGCAACCCCCUGCCUUACGCGACAAGCGACUGUGAAAUCAGGCUCCCGAAUCGAUAUUUAGACCGUUUUCAGCGACUUUGAGACGCUCCCUCGCAAGAUUUUACACGAUAGAGUUACCGUUCUUUAUCUCGCGUGAAGUUGUUUGAGACGAGAACUUAUUUGUUUACAAAAAAUGGCUGAUGAAAAACAUAAAAAAGAACUAUUUUGACAUUAGAACAGCGUGUUAAGGCACUUGAAUUGCUCGAUUAGGGAAAACCAGCGUAUAAAGUCGCUGAAGAAUUCGGAGUCGGUGCAUAAAUUAACUUUAUUCCUGGUGAAACAAAAAUAUGGCGGUAUUUAACAGGAAACGACGAAACACAGAUUAAAGAUGCAGUCAAUAAUCGAAUAAAUGUCAAUGAACAACUAAUACACAAAAAUAUAAAUAUCAUAAACCUCAGUGUGUAAAUAGUUCAAAUGGAACAUUUAUAUUUUACUGCUCCCCUUUAUUUUCUUGCCAGAUCAUGAGCUUAAAUUUGUUUUAUCAACAUCAUACGAAUGAUGCAAAUUAUUUGAAAUUUAUAUUUUAUCAAUAUGCAAUUAAAGAAAUAGUAAUUAAUCAUUUUCCACUCCUACCUUAAAAGAGGCCAAUAUAUAAGUAUCUGAUAUUCAUGUACUUUAAUUGGAAAAAUAUAUGAAACCAGCAUCAUCCUGUUAAGUGAGACUGUUUUAAGAGACUCCCUGUCAUAUGUGACCUUUUUCGCUGCUUCCCAAAGUCGGUCUCUUAAAACAGUCUCGACUGUAUAUUACAAUGAUUUUAUCAGAAAAUAAUUUCUACAAUAAAACUUAGAAGGGUUGAAAUUUAAUUUACAUUUAUUUUAUACAUACAAAGUCAAUACAUGUAUGUGGUAAUUAAUUGUCAGAUUUUAAUAACAAUGGAAAGCCUCUGAAUAUUGGAUGAACUGUCUUCUGCCUAUUUUGAAGGUCACAUAUUUCAACUGUUACAUUGUCAAAGACAUAACUUAUAAUUAUUUGUGAGCAGUGACCUUGGCCAGGAAGCAGAUUAAAAUUCAGUAAGUUUCAUGCAUUAGUUACAGUAGGAAUAAAUUUUUGUUGUCUGCUAAGUUUGGUCACAAAGUUCAAAUGUUAGUGGGGCGAGGGCCUUGCUUUAUUUGUAAGCUGUGACCUUGACCCAGAAGCAGUUUACUUUAGUAAGCUUUUUGUACUAUGCAUGUUCACAUUGUGUUCUUUUCUAAAAUGUCGAAUUUGUUUUUAUCUCUAUAUUUUCAUAGUCUCUGGUUAAUAUACAUUUCACUCAGUGAAAAAAAUUGUAUGCUUGACUUCUUGCUGGGCUAGUUGGGACAGCUGUUGUUAUUUGAAUGUUUGUUGAUGAUUGUUAUGUAGCAGAUGUUCUGAACAAUCUACCAGAUCAGGGCAAACAAAUUACAUCUUAAUUAUUGUGUUUUGUAUGUAAGGAUAUAGUACAUAAAUAGAUAAAUAUUGUUAAGGUUUAAAUAUUAUAAAUUUUAUUGCAGUGUGUAAAAUCUAUAAAGUGUACCUCACUGCUGAAAAGGGAUGCAUAUAAUUUUCAAUGAAACUUAGCAUUGCAGGAAGAGCACCUGUUUAUUGUUUAGAUUUAAAUAUUAACAUUGAAAAUGCCUUUGUCACCCAGAGAAGAUAGGUUAACCCUUAUCAUGCUGGACACAAUAGAUUCUGCCUUUGCGAACAGUGCAGAUCAUGAUCAGCCUGCAUAUCCAUGCAGUCUGAUCAAGAUCUGCACUGCUCGCUAUUCAGUCAGUAUCUUUUUGGUAAGCACCCCAUUUAACAGUUAAUUAUAAAUGUCUAAAUGUAAAGAUGGACAAGUUCAUUAUAGAAAUUUAGCAGGGAAAGGGUUAAUAAAGGCUUUGCUUCACUUUUGUUUUUGAAAAAAAUUUAGUAUCUUCCUUUUCAAUGUUACUUAAAAUUUAAAUUUACAUCUGACCUUUGAAAAUUAAGUGCAAACUGGUGUCAUUGUGAAGAAAAAAAUCAAAGAAAAUAUUAAUUGUAUUCAACAACUGAAAUGUUUUAUACUCUUUACGGAUUUUUCAUAACAUUCUGUGUUGGUUAGUUUAGAGCCAUUUAUACAACCUGGAAAAAAUUACAAAAGAAUGUGAGCUCUCAACUAUUAUAAAAAAAUAACAACAAUUUUCAGAGGAAGGAAAAUAGGUGUCUCUUUUAUUUUAUAUAAAACAUAUAAAAGUAACAUCAGACUAACCAUAAAAAGUUCUGGGGAAUCCACUUGUGUUUUAAAAUCACAUUCAGUCAAACUUCAUUAGCUCGAACUUGGAAAAUUCAUACACCACCCUAUGCUCAAACUCGUCAUCAGGUCCCCGCAAAAUUCCUGUGUAACUUAUUUUGAUUGAUGGCUCGAACUUCUGACAACUCACAAAUUUUGCUUGUCGAGUUCAAGCUAACGAAGUAUGACCUUAUAUGCUUGUCAUUUCCAACAAAAGGAUUAGUCCAUAGAUUUGUAUUAUAAACAUUUGCAUAUUUUGUAUGCAUUCCUUUUCAUGGUGAUACUUUAAAAUGUUGUUAUAUAUUUUUUAAGAAAAACAAUCAUCAUUCAAUAAAUCUAUAUAUAAUUUUAAA
Mercenaria mercenaria is the source of this 6349-nucleotide messenger RNA. RefSeq lists its product as uncharacterized. Lineage: Eukaryota; Metazoa; Mollusca; Bivalvia; Venerida; Veneridae. Gene Ontology annotation, molecular function: nucleosome binding; DNA binding. The coding region runs from base 169 to 3033 and encodes 954 amino acids. Gene Ontology annotation, cellular component: nucleus. The transcript is spliced from 17 exons. The record is from RefSeq and is a predicted model, not a curated record.